AUGCUUCACGUUUGGCGAGCCUCCGGUGAAGAAAUCUGUGCCGUGCCCGUGGCAGAGUUGACGGAUGUCCGAGCCUUGAAGAGGCGCUUGCACCGUCUUUGUGGUGUGCCACGCUUCCGGCAGAAGCUGCUGGUCUGGAAUGGUGGUCUCAUGGCCGACGACGUCCUGUUGCAGUCACCGAUGGAUCUUCAACUGAUCCUGCUGCCCUUUGCCGAAGCCAGCGAGGAGGACAUCGACGAUUUAAUCGGAGCUUCUGACGGUGGCAGUGUGGAGGGAGUCGAAGCAGUGUUAAAUCGUCCUCAGAACCCUGAUGCGAUGAAUUCGAAACGCGGCUUCUCCGCCCUCGGACGUGCAGCAGAUCUGGGCCAUGUAGAGGUUGCGCAGCUACUUUUGGAGGCAGGCGCCGAUCCGGAUCUUCAGAGCAUGAACGGCUUUGGCCAUGUCUUGGCACCGCUCCAAAUCGCCGCAAGACAAGGGCACGUGGAGCUGCUGCGGCUUCUUCUUGAGGCAAGAGCAGAUCAGGACACCAAGCACAGUGACGACAUGACUCCGUUGGCGAUGGCCUUGGAGAUGGGUCACACCGAGAGCGUCAGCGUCCUUGUUGCCGCGGGCGCGGAGCAGCCCCGAGGUUGUGGAGACUGCUUCCCGGGUCUCUGCACCGAGUCAUCCUGUUUUUCCUUCGCGCCGGUCUUGGGCGAGUUGGCUUUGGGGCUCCUGCUGGGAGUCUUGAAGGGCCGAAAGGUCCUCCUUCUGCGGUCCCACCAGGACAAGGGCUGUGGGCUUAUGAUUGUGGACCCAUACAAGGCACGACAAGAGAAGUUUAAGACUUUGGUGGGGUGGAAACUGAAUGUGGCAAGGUCACCCAUCGCCAAGAAGUCGCCACGAAAGCGCCACGUCAAAGAUUUCCGGGCAUAUCUGGAGCGGCUGUUUGGGGGCCCGGGCGGCGCGGGCCGUGCCUGGCGCACGGCUCUGGACGUCAAGGGCACCGGCGCCGUGAGUGUGGGAGAUUUCGGCAGCGGCUGCAGAGCCGUUGGCUGGAAGCAUGACCACACCGAGAUGUGGAAGCUUCUGAAGGCCGCAGGCGGCGGUGUAGUUUGCCUCCGUGCCCUGGAUCCUCAAACCGCUGAGGCCCUUGACGAGUUCAAGGACGAAGCCAUGAUGAGGACGAGGAGCAUCCAUGACUUUUGGAUGGAGGACCUCGAUCCAGGAGGGGUGGGCGCUGUCAGCCGCACCGAGUUUCUCAAAGAUGCCGGAAAAGCCUUGCGACUUCCAAGAGAGACGUUGAUCCGAGUCUUCAAUGUCCUAGAUACCACGGCUACGGGCUGGGUUUCUCUCGCUGAGUUCGGCUACCUUGAGGCGUUCGAAACGAAGAUCGCCGAGGCCUUGGCUGAGGAGAAGGCGAAGGAGGGACAGAAGGCACGUGGCUACCCGAUCAGCCAUGCCAAGUCCGUGCCAGAGCUGGCCAGCCCAUCACGAGCGGCGAAGCUCCUGCUGCCCCCGGGGGUGCUGGGCGACUUCCGUUUGCCAUGGCAGGCGCGCGAGAACCGAGGCGAAAUGAGCCCGGCAGAGUUGGCUUGUUCCCCGCUGGGGCGGCAGCUUUGGGCGCCGCAGCGGAGCAGUCGCAGCUGCCAGUACCGGGCCUUGCAGAACUCGCACACCUUGAAGCACAGGUGGCUUGCGACGGCCAUCGAGGAUCGAAGCUUGUGCACGAAUUUCGAUGCAGCCAAGCACCCGGCACAUGUGCUACCUUAG
Messenger RNA from Symbiodinium sp. CCMP2456, 1752 nucleotides. Lineage: Eukaryota; Dinophyceae; Suessiales; Symbiodiniaceae. The record is from the annotation of a GenBank genome assembly.